UAUGCCGUCACCUUCCCCUUCGUUCGAACACUUCGCCGCCAACGUCAACGCCUACUUGACGAAGCCACCGUUCAACCAUCCGAACGCAGUGCACCAGAUGGGUGGGAUGAAAAAUAUUCGUGCCGAGGCUGCCUACCUGUACGACGCCGUGCACGUGUACGCCCGCGCCCUCAAUGACACCCUGAAGAAGCGAGGGGACCCUCACGACGGCCAGGGCCUCAUCAACUCCAUCCUCGGGACCACCUACAGGAGCGCCAUGGGGUACCUGGUGAGGCUGGACGAAAGGGGAGAUGCGGAAGGAAACUACACGCUGAUUGGUCGGCAGGAACACCACGCUGUCCCGGGGGAGUAUGGACUGUACCCUGUGGGAGGUUUUCGAUACCUGGAUGAAGACGACUACCACGGGCUUCCGGCGCUGCAUCUGACGGCGUCCAUAGCGUGGAAGACCGGAGGGCCCCCUAUCGAUGAACCUCCCUGCGGCUACAGAGAUCAGAAGUGCCAGUUCCAGACGGGAGAAAUAGUGGCUGGUGUAACAGGCGGUGUGGUUCUUCUGCUUCUGGUGGUCUCCCUUAUAGCAUACAGGAACUGGCGUUACGAGCAAGAACUGGACAGUCUAUUGUGGAAGAUUGAGUAUAAGGAAAUUAAGAUGAAUGAAUGGAGUUCUAACCACGCCAUUGUGCCCAACAAAAUGUCUCGGGGUCUGUACUCAACGGUUCGGACAAGCCAGCUCUCCUUAAGCAGUAACCCCGACCUAGACUUCCGGUACACUAGCGUCUACACCCAGCUAGGGAUGUACCGGGGCCGAGUCGUCGCCGUCAAGCAGGUGUCGAGUAAGGCGGUUGACGUCACGAGGAAGUUGAAGAAGGAGCUGAAGACGAUGAGAGACCUGCGCCACGAUAACCUGUUGGGCUUCAUCGGCGCUUGCGUGGACCCGCCCCAUGUCUGCAUUGUGACCGAGUACUGCUCGCGCGGGUCGCUGAAGGAUCUUCUGGAGAAUGAGGACGUUAAGUUAGACAAUAUGUUCAUCGCUUCCUUGGUGGGGGACAUUGUGCAGGGCAUGGUAUACCUGCAUGACUCUCCUGUGAAGUCCCACGGUAACCUGAAGACAUCCAACUGCCUCGUGGACUCCCGCUGGGUGGUGAAGAUAACGGACUUCGGAAUUCACGAGCUCAAGGCGGGGACGGAGACAGCUGCUGCUUUGGCCGACGCCAGCGAGACACAGCGCAAAUGUACAGACCUGCUGUACCGCGCCCCCGAGCUCCUGAGGGACACGGCAGCCCCACCAGGAGGGACGCAGAAGGGGGAUGUGUAUUCUUUCGCUAUCGUCCUGUACGAGGUCCACGGUCGCCACGGACCUUGGGGCAACACGGACCAGUCGCCGGUCGUCCUCCUUCGGCAGGUCAUGUCGGGUCCUCUGCCUGGCAACCCGCCCUUCAGGCCGCCCCUGAGCGCCCUGGAGGAGUGCCUGGACUGCGUGAGGACCGUCCUGAACGAGUGCUGGGCCGAAAUCCCCGAGGACAGGCCGGACUUCAGGUCCAUAAGGACGAAGCUACGGCCGCUGAGGAAGGGCAUGAAACCCAACAUCUUCGACAACAUGUUGGCGAUGAUGGAGAAAUACGCCAACAAUCUCGAGGCGUUGGUGGAUGAGCGGACGGAUCAGCUGAUCGAGGAGAAGAAGAAAACAGAGGCGCUGCUUUACGAGAUGCUUCCGAGGUACGUCGCGGAGCAGCUGAAGCGAGGACAUAAGGUCGAGGCCGAGAACUUUGAUUCAGUCACCAUCUACUUCAGUGACAUCGUCGGCUUCACGGAGAUGUCGGCGGAGUCCACGCCGCUCCAGGUCGUGGACUUCCUGAACGACCUGUACACCUGUUUCGACUCCAUUAUUGGUAAUUACGACGUGUACAAAGUGGAGACCAUCGGCGACGCGUACAUGGUGGUGAGCGGCCUGCCCAUCCGGAACGAGGACCUGCAUGCUGGUGAAGUGGCCUCCAUGUCGCUUCACCUGCUGGACGCCAUCAAGCGCUUCCAGAUCAAGCACAGGCCGACGGACACACUCAAGCUCAGGAUCGGAUUGCACUCAGGCCCUGUAUGUGCUGGCGUUGUGGGACUUAAGAUGCCCCGCUAUUGCCUCUUCGGCGACACUGUCAACACAGCCUCGCGCAUGGAGUCUUCCGGCCAAGCGCUGAGGAUCCACUGCUCCUGUUCUUGUCGUGAUCUGCUGGUCAAGCUGGGCGGCUACAACCUGGAGGAACGAGGUCAGGUCAAGGUCAAAGGCAAGGGAGAGAUGACCACGUAUUGGCUCGUCGGUAAGUAA
Messenger RNA from Penaeus monodon (black tiger shrimp), 2314 nucleotides. Its product is annotated as guanylate cyclase 32E-like. Bases 2 to 2314 code for a protein of 770 amino acids. The record is from RefSeq and is a predicted model, not a curated record. Gene Ontology annotation, molecular function: guanylate cyclase activity; protein kinase activity; peptide receptor activity. Gene Ontology annotation, cellular component: membrane. Gene Ontology annotation, biological process: protein phosphorylation; intracellular signal transduction; receptor guanylyl cyclase signaling pathway. NCBI's taxonomy places the organism in Eukaryota, Metazoa, Arthropoda, Malacostraca, Decapoda, Penaeidae. The transcript has 19 exons.